UCAACCCAAAGACAUCACGCCCGUCCACAAACUGCGUCAGCGCGACGCAUAUGGACGAAGCGAACAGAUAAUGCUUUAGGCCUAGAAAUUUAAUUUGGGCUUGGAUUUUUAUUUUUCUUUUUCCUAUAAAAGCGUGCUUUCGUGACGCCUCGCUUUGUCUCCGCACGGAACCGCCUCUCCUCGUCCCCUCUCGCUCCGAACCCCUCCUCCUUCAAAGAAUUCAGCUAGUGUUAGGGUUUUGAUCUCUCCUGCGGAUAAUGGAAGGCGUACUGGAUUCCUCGUCUCUAGCUUGCAGACGCCUGGUCGUCCUCUCUGCUCACCUCGCCACCGGCGCCUCCUCCGCCGUUGUCGGUGGCUGUAUCCCGCCGGUUCUGGAGAGAUCGCCCGUCUCCGCCCAGGAUAUCGAGCGGCCUCCGACGAAUCUCGGCGGUUCGUUGACGGUGACCGAUGGGAGAACGGGGAAGAAGUAUGAAAUCAAGGUUUCCGAAGAAGGAACCGUCAGAGCUACCGAUUUCAAGAAGAUUAUGGCAGGUAAAUACGACAAGGGGCUCAAACUCUAUGAUCCAGGUUAUCUCAACACCGCUCCAGUCCGUUCAUCCAUCUGUUAUAUUGAUGGAGAAGAAGGGAUUCUUCGCUACAGAGGCUACCCGAUCGAGGAGUUAGCUGAAAGCAGCACAUUUCUAGAAGUGGCUUAUCUCUUAAUGUAUGGGAACUUGCCUUCUCAAAGCCAGUUGGUAGACUGGGAGUUUACAGUUUCUCAGCAUUCUGCUGUUCCUCAGGGCAUUCUGGAUAUUAUACAGUCAAUGCCUCAUGAUGCACACCCAAUGGGAGUACUUGUCAGCGCAAUGAGUGCACUUUCUGUCUUCCAUCCAGAUGCAAACCCUGCUCUUAGAGGCCAAGAUCUUUAUCGGUCAAAGCAAGUAAGGGACAAGCAAAUUGCAAGGAUACUUGGAAAGGCACCAACAAUUGCAGCUGCUGCCUAUUUACGGAUGGCAGGAAGGCCUCCUGUUCUUCCUUCCAGCAGUCUUUCGUAUUCAGAGAACUUCUUGUACAUGUUGGACUCAUUGGGUAACAGAUCAUAUAAUCCUAACCCUCGACUUGCUCGGGUUCUUGAUAUUCUUUUCAUCCUGCAUGCUGAACAUGAAAUGAACUGCUCCACAGCUGCUGCUAGGCAUCUUGCUUCCAGUGGUGUGGAUGUCUUUACUGCUCUUGCUGGAGCUGUAGGAGCUUUGUAUGGUCCACUUCAUGGUGGGGCAAAUGAGGCUGUUCUUAAAAUGCUAAAUGAAAUCGGAAAAGUUGAAAAUAUUCCACAGUUUAUAGAGGGUGUGAAGAACAGGAAGCAGAAGAUGUCAGGUUUUGGACAUCGUGUGUACAAAAAUUAUGACCCCCGUGCUAAGGUCAUUCGCAAAUUGGCAGAGGAAGUCUUCUCAAUUGUUGGACGUGAUCCUCUAAUUGAGGUAGCUGUUGAGUUAGAGAAAGCUGCGCUGUCAGAUGAGUAUUUUGUUAAGAGGAAGCUUUAUCCUAAUGUUGAUUUUUACUCAGGCCUAAUCUACAGGGCUAUGGGAUUUCCAACAGAGUUCUUUCCUGUUCUGUUUGCUAUCCCUCGUAUGGCCGGCUACUUGGCACACUGGCGAGAAUCACUUGAUGAUCCUGAUACGAAGAUCAUGAGACCACAGCAGGUGUAUACUGGUGUAUGGCUUCGGCAUUAUACACCUGUCAGAGAGCGAUUGAUGUCAAAUGAGGCUGACAAGCUUGGUCAGGUGGCAGUUUCAAAUGCAACAAAGCGGCGGCUGGCUGGGUCUGGUUUGUAACUUAGCCCUGACUUGCAGCAAAUGCUUUAAUAAAAGCAAGCAGGCAAUCCUUUUUACUGUAGUAGCAUUAUAAUGCUAGGGCUGAAGCUGUGUUGUAGCCUGAGACACCGAGCAAUUGUUCUUGGUCAUCACGAGCUCAGAAUAAUGUUAUCAGAAUGAAUAUUAAUAAACAUGUUCAGUUUUUGUGAUGUCGUAGAUGUAAACUGCACUCUCUUUCCCUUUUUGAGUUCCUUUUUAUGAUUUGCAUUCUUUGGGAUUGAAA
This is a messenger RNA of Phoenix dactylifera (date palm), 2073 nucleotides long. RefSeq names its product citrate synthase, glyoxysomal-like. Gene Ontology annotation, cellular component: mitochondrial matrix. The record is from RefSeq and is a predicted model, not a curated record. NCBI's taxonomy places the organism in Eukaryota, Viridiplantae, Streptophyta, Magnoliopsida, Arecales, Arecaceae. Gene Ontology annotation, biological process: tricarboxylic acid cycle; carbohydrate metabolic process.